AUAUUAUCUGUUGCAUGAGAAUGACAAUUUUUGGUGUAUUCAUUCUUGCCUUAGUAUUCACUUUUGAUAAUGCACUUGGAGAAAAAUACAGGAUUUUUAGUCCAGGGUUUUUCAAAAUUUCGUGGGAGCAAGCCAGAAGAAAUUGCCAAAACAUUGGAAUUGGAUGGGACCUGGUAAAGAUUGAAUCCAGAGCAGAGGACCAGAUAAUCAAAGACAUGCUUAAGUGCGAAACUGGAAGAGGCGAUGGAUGGUUCAUAGGAGGGAUCAGCAGAAACGGGAAAUGGACAUAUCCUGAUGGAUCUCGUAUGAUAUACACUGCCUUUGGAAUUAAGGGCAGAGAUACUCAAUCAAUUGCUGCCAGAAAACAGUUCAUAGGAGAUGUCAUAAACUAUGCUGCCAUAUUUAAGUCCGACCUAGCGUGGGAUUACCUCACUCAGCAUGACAAUAAUAUCAUGGGAUAUGUUUGUGAGGCCUGGUACUGUUGAUUGUAUUAAAAUGUCCAAUUUUUGUGUACAUUGUACUCUUAAUUAAAUAUUAUUAUAUUA
Molecule: messenger RNA, 545 nt
Organism: Saccostrea echinata
Lineage: Eukaryota; Metazoa; Mollusca; Bivalvia; Ostreida; Ostreidae
Exons: 4
Coding region: 15-485 (156 amino acids)
Source: RefSeq, a predicted model, not a curated record